GGCACAACAGUGACUUUAACUUUGACAACGUCCUGAUGGGCAUGAUGGCUCUGUUCACAGUGUCCACCUUCGAGGGCUGGCCAGCACUCCUGUAUAAGGCAAUUGAUGCUAAUGGAGAGAACCAUGGUCCUGUCUACAACUACCGUGUUGAGAUCUCCAUCUUCUUCAUCGUCUAUAUCAUCAUCAUCGCCUUCUUCAUGAUGAACAUCUUCGUGGGCUUCGUCAUCAUCACCUUCAGAGAGCAGGGAGAGUCUGAAUAUAAGAACUGCGAGCUGGACAAGAACCAGAGACAGUGUGUAGAGUUUGCUCUGAAGGCCCAGCCAUUGAAGCUGUACAUUCCAAAGAACCCCGUGCAGUAUAAGUUCUGGUCGUUCAUCCAGUCUACAGCGUUUGAAUACGUCAUGUUCGUUCUAAUUCUCCUCAACACUGUCACUUUGGCGGUUCAGCACUAUGAGCAGUCCAAGGUAUUCAGUCAUGUGAUGGACAUCCUCAACAUGGUCUUCACUGGUCUCUUCACUGUGGAGAUGCUGCUCAAACUGCUGGCUCUACGACUCAGGCAUUAUUUCAUAGAUGCCUGGAACUCUUUUGAUGCUCUGAUCGUGGUGGGCAGUGUCGUGGAUAUUGUGGUGACGGAGUUCAGCAGCUCUGAUGACAGUUCCAGAGUGUCCAUCACGUUCUUCCGUCUGUUCCGAGUGAUGCGAUUGGUCAAACUGCUGAGCAAGGGGGAGGGAAUUCGGACGCUGCUCUGGACCUUUGUCAAGUCCCUCCAG
Molecule: messenger RNA, 770 nt
Organism: Oncorhynchus gorbuscha (pink salmon)
Lineage: Eukaryota; Metazoa; Chordata; Actinopteri; Salmoniformes; Salmonidae
Product: voltage-dependent L-type calcium channel subunit alpha-1D-like
Exons: 6
Biological process (GO): calcium ion import across plasma membrane
Cellular component (GO): membrane; voltage-gated calcium channel complex
Molecular function (GO): high voltage-gated calcium channel activity
Source: RefSeq, a predicted model, not a curated record